GCUAAAGUUAGACAGACCAUAGAGCGAGUGACUUCAAAUACCAAUGGCGUGCCUGGGAGAAAUCUAGUGGAUAUUAAUACAAUAGCCACUGCUGGUCAACUAGGUGUUAUACAAGGCGCCGGAGCAUUCCAGCAACCCCAGCCGUCAACCAGUCCUGCUCCAAAUGGAAUGAACCCCGGAGGUAGCGGUCCUUCGACGGCGGUACCGCAAAUUACUCCUUGGGUCUCGGAUGAGCAGUCGGGAAUGCCUAGCACACCUCAAGGAGCCUUCCCAAACCAAGUGCCGACGGCUGGUCCCAGCAUAGCUCCCGCACCGCAGGCACAGGCAUCCAUGAUGCCCGACGGGAUGCGACCCCCACAGAUAGGCUAAGAUGAAGCCCGUCAUCCAGUCAGGUCCCAUCCUUCCACCGACUGAGGAGCAAUUCUCACAAGCAAGGGUCGCGAUUCAGAAAAUGAAACAAGUUUUCUCAUCAUAUGGACUAGUCGAACUGCAGCAGCAAGUGGUGGCAGAUGACCAGCAAAUGGAAUAUGACGAACUGCUACAGCAGGUUCACAAGAUAACCCGGCGUCUUGAUGAGAAACUGCCAUUGUACUGGAUUACUUUGAAAUCGGACGAUGUAAUUCGCGAGCUCGUUGCAAUUGUGUUGAUGGUGGAACGUCAAUGGGAGCGUUGUUCAAGGGGGUCACCCCGGUUCAUAAUCGGUCUUCACACUCUAAAGAACAUGUCUAUACAACUACGAAAGUCUAUCAAGGUCUUCGAACAAAGGCAUCCGAUGAUCACUACCGCCGUCGCAUCGCAACAAAUGGGUGAUGGACUUACUGGUCAUCGACCGUCCUCGAUUACCGCUCCCAAUAUCCCUCCCUCCGCUCAGCUUACGCCCCGUCAAACCAACCAGUCUCUCACACCUUCCGUUGCUCUGUCAAAAAUCCGCCCCAAAAUUCUCAUUCCAGAUUUAACUGGGCUCAUUACCCGAUGCAACAAAGACCCCGUUUCCGGCGGGGCAUACGGAAAUAUUUACAAUUGUAUAUACCACGGACCAGACGGCGAUGUAGAGGUUGCCGUCAAAGCAAUUCGGUCACAAUUCUUCAGUGCCAAGGUAAUGUUCUAUGGCAUGGAACGGUGAGAUCUGAGUCAGCUUUUUUUAGGCUCUUCAGAGAGAGCUU
Molecule: messenger RNA, 1163 nt
Organism: Suillus paluster
Lineage: Eukaryota; Fungi; Basidiomycota; Agaricomycetes; Boletales; Suillaceae
Exons: 5
Coding region: 371-1123 (250 amino acids)
Biological process (GO): regulation of transcription by RNA polymerase II
Cellular component (GO): mediator complex
Molecular function (GO): transcription coregulator activity
Source: RefSeq, a predicted model, not a curated record